Molecule: messenger RNA, 1163 nt
Organism: Populus nigra (black poplar)
Lineage: Eukaryota; Viridiplantae; Streptophyta; Magnoliopsida; Malpighiales; Salicaceae
Exons: 7
Coding region: 294-899 (201 amino acids)
Biological process (GO): DNA replication; DNA strand elongation involved in mitotic DNA replication
Cellular component (GO): GINS complex
Source: RefSeq, a predicted model, not a curated record
CCGCCGCCAUUAGGCCGAUUUGUCUUGUAAUUAUUUUUGGAGCACUUUCAAAUUACUCGGAUUUUUUCCCCCUGAAAAAGGCUAGGAUAAACCGCUCUGCGAGGGACAUUUGACGCGCCAGUUUAUCAGUUGUUUCAAAAGAAGCAGCUCUUUUUCUCCAUCUCUCUCACUGUACUUGUCUCGUCCCCCACUCCCUCUCCUUGCCAAUCUGACGCACAGCCAUCCGGCUCCCUCCGCCGGCCAGAUUACCCACGUUGAGGUCAAGUGUUUUCUUUUCUGAUAGUUUGAGGGAAAUGUAUGCGAGAAAGGGAUAUGAACUAAUUAAAGACCUUGCCAAUGGUGAAAAGGGACAGCUUCAACCUUUCAAUGAAGAUUUGUUUAAUCAAGUUGUUGAUCAAUGUAGUCAGCACUACCUUGAGCUUCAGGCUUUGAUAAGGAAAAUGCAGGAAGAAAGUGUGGAUGUGAGAGAAACUAGAAAUGCAGAGCACUAUGGGGCACUCAUCCACCACCUUUCUUUAAUUCGCAACAAGCGUUGCUUAAUGGCUUACGUGCACAACCGAGCAGAAAUUAUACAAAGUUUUGCUUGGAAGGUUGGGCUUGAGCUUCUUGAGCUCCCAGAAGAAGUUCAAGAGAAGCUCAGUCUUUCAGAGAAAAACUAUUUUGGGAAGCAUUCUGCUGCUUUGCAAUCAUACAUGGCAGAAGUGGGAAUUGAUUUGAAUGUGGAUAUGGUUCCGCCCAAAGAUCCAUACAUCAAGGUGAGAGUCCUUGAUGAUAUGGGUGAAGGGAUAUUACUAAGUGAUAAGACAGCCAAUCUUGCUCGCCAUUCGAUGCACUUUCUUAAACGAACUGAUGCUGAGCAGUACAUUGCACGGGGCUUGAUGGAAGAGCUUACAGGCUGACAUUGAUGCAGGAGUUUCCCAGACAAUCUCAAUGACGAUGGAGUUUCAAAUGUGAACGUGGACCUGCUCUUUAAAUUGCCACAGCUCAAUGCACCGUUACGAUACCUGCUAACACUGUGAGAGAAUUAUAGUUCUGGGUUAUGAUGGUUCCAUAGCUUUGUAGAAAUUUUUUCAAAUUUCCGGAUGUUUAUUUGUGGCUAUUCAUUUAGCCUGAACAUUAUAAUUUUUAAUGCAACUCUAUCGGAGCAUGAUCAUUCCAGAUCC